UCUAGGUCUUUAAUUCUACACAGUUGAUAUUUUGUUUCUCUCUUUGAGAACGGAUAUUGAAUGGAACCCUAACAGAAAAAUAGGAGUGAGGUUUGAAACAGGAGCUUGUAUCUGUCUCAAAAUCUGAGUUACUCAGUAAGAAGCUCAGGUAACAUCAUUGUCCUUCAAUCCUUUGCCUUUUCAAUUUUUAGGAUUUUUCUUCAAUUUGAAAAGCUUAGGUGUUUUUCACCUCAUCACCAUGUUGAAUAAACUUCUGUACUUGAAAUGUGUCACUUCCACAGCAACAUCACCUUACCCUUUUAUCCACCACUACCCAUUCCUCUUUUCUCUCUGUUUCUGCACUGCCACUUCAAAUUCACGCUCAUUUGCGGUAUCCUACCUCAUUGACAACUUUGGAUUCUCUCCUGAAUCUGCUUCCAAAACAUCUAAGUCCUACAAUAUUUGUUUCCAGACCUCAGAAAAGCCCGAGACAGUGAUCAGGUUCUUCAGAAAUAACGGUUUCUCUAAUAUCCAAAUAAACUAUAUGGUUAGAAGGUUACCAUGGUUGCUUUCCUGUGACCCAUGCAAAAGGGUAAUGCCAAAGCUUGAAUUUUUUCUCUCAAAGGGUGUUUCUAGCUCUGAAAUUGUUGACCUAGUGAAUAAGUACCCUACAGUACUGGGUUCAAGCCUGAAGAAUCAGAUAGUUCCAAACUAUGAAUUGAUAUAUAAGUUCUUGCAAUCUGAUGUGAAGACUAUUGGUUGUAUGCUUAAUAAUUCAUUUUUCUGUCGGGGCGAUCUACUAGCACACAACAUCAGAUUGUUGCUGGAGAAUGGAGUGAGAGAAUCGAACAUUGCAAGAUUGCUUGGGAACCGUAGUAAGGGGGUCUUUGGCUCAAAUGAUAUCAUUAAGUUGGUGAAGGAAUUAAAUGAUUUGGGAUUUGAUCCUUCAAAAGCAACUUUUGCUAUAGCGUUGAAGGCCAAGAAAGAAACGAGUCCUUCCCUGUGGAAGCAGAAAGUUGAUACCUUCAAGAAAUGGGGUUGGUCUGAUGAAGCGGUGUCUGAAGCAUUUAGGAGGCACCCUCACGUUAUGUUGACAUCUAUUAAAAAAAUAAAUGCUGUGAUGAACCUUUGGGUCAAUCAGUUGGGAAGGGAUGCUUUGGAACUUGUCCAUUGUCCAAAGAUUUUCGGUUUGAGUAUGGAGAAGACAAUCAUUCCAAGGGCCCGUGUUGUCCAGCAUUUACUUGCUAAAGGCUUGAGGAAAAGUGCCAACUUUGUUUAUCCGAUUUCUGUUUCUGAAAAGCUAUUUCUUGCAAGGUUUGUGACAUGUUUUAAGGAGGAAUCAUGUCAACUAUUAAAGCUGUAUCAGGAAAAAGUUAGUGUUCAAGGAAAAGAGGAGGUUGGUGCAGCAUGGGGCAGUUCUCAAAUUGUUAACACAUGAGGACAAAUUUGUCUGGUUCAAGCUUGCUGUCUAAGUUAAACUACUUGAUGGGUAAUGCAUCAAAUGACAACAUCCGGAUACACCAUUGUAGUUUGUAUGGUCACUUGUGAUGGUUAAGUGUGUCUGAGUGAGAUCAUACUAACUACGAUCAGUAGCUUACUUCCUGCUUUAGUUAUGAAUUUCAAUCAUCAGGUUUGAUCUGGAGAAAACUUAUCUUCUGGAAAUGGUGCUUUCAAAGCUUUUGACCCUUGGGGGACAGGCUUCAAUAUCAUUCAAUUUAUGUGAAAAAAAGCCAUGUCCUUAUUUGCUCCAUAGUUGUCAAUUGGUCAUGUCAAUCUGAUAGGGCACAUGUCAGACAAAUUCUUUGCUUGGAGAAAGAUGAAGAAAAUAUAAGCGUGUUAAAUGACAGAAUCAUCUAGCUGCAAGAACUUGUUACUGUUUUACUUUAUGUCAUUGAAUUUUUUUUCUUUUUCUUCAUGGACUGUAUUACCAUAGUAUGAGCUUUUAUUGUAGGUAUAAAUAGUUUGUCUUCAUGUUGAACAAGUAUUGCUAAUUCGAGUUUAAUUGUUACUUAAUU
Molecule: messenger RNA, 1994 nt
Organism: Vigna angularis (adzuki bean)
Lineage: Eukaryota; Viridiplantae; Streptophyta; Magnoliopsida; Fabales; Fabaceae
Exons: 2
Coding region: 239-1417 (392 amino acids)
Biological process (GO): regulation of DNA-templated transcription; chloroplast organization
Cellular component (GO): chloroplast
Molecular function (GO): double-stranded DNA binding
Source: RefSeq, a predicted model, not a curated record